AAGGCUGCUCUGUGGCGAUCGGUGCUGCUCGAGGCGACAUUGCAACUCGGGAGAGCAGAGGUUUGGAAUUGCGCAUCGAGCACGAGGCGCCGGAAGAAACUGGACAGUCGAGGGAGUCGAGGAAAGAUUGGGUUAAGAAAAUCCUGCCGCACGCAACGAACCGAGCGUUGUUUCCAGUGCUGGUCGUGGUGUGAGUUGAGCUGAGCUGCGAUGGCUACAGAAGCAGCGAAGCGAGCGGGAGUGCACGUCCGUCUUGCAACCAAGGCCGAUGUGCCCGCCAUCAAGCGACUGAUUGAGGCCCUUGCUCUGUAUGAGAAGCUUCCGGAACAAUGUCAUGCUACAGAAUCUGCUCUCGAGUCGAGUCUCUUCCGCCAGCCUCCUUUCGAGGGUGUUACCGUGCUCAUGCUCGAGCUCGAUCCCCUGAACUCUGGACCCGCGGUAGCCGAGGAUGGUCUCGACAGGUCGAGUGGCGAGCUAGCGUACGAGGAAAUCAAUCUGAAAGGGGUCGAGGAUCCGGACGAUGCUGCAUUUGUAUCUUCUCAUGACGAGACGCGCACAAUUGUUGGCUUCACACUUUUCUUUCCGAAUUACUCGACAUGGUUGGCCAAGCACGGGAUUUACAUCGAGGAUAUCUAUGUCCGAGAGGCUUACAGACGCCAAGGCCUUGGCACAAUUUUGCUCAAAACUGUCGCACAGCAGGCUGCCCAGCGGGGUCUGGGCAGAGUCGAGUGGUGCGUGCUGGAUUGGAACGUCAAUGCGAUUAACUUUUACGAAGGCAUGGGAGCUACUGUCAUGCCUGAAUGGAGAAUUUGCAGGCUGACCGGUCAUAAACUGCAGGCGUAUGCAUAGUGCAUUAGGUCGAGCUAUUUAGAUACUCAGUGUGCGUUGUCUCCAAGCUGUUCCUCCUGGAGAGCCUCGCGAGACGGUUUAGGAUCCACCCCUACAUUUCUAUACAGGUGUCGAUUUUCCGUCUGACAGAGAACAUCGAGUAAGUGGGCUCUGAUGGCGACCUGAUUUCCUCCUUCACAUUCUUUAAGCUGACGUAGUCAUCUGAUCAGAUCAUUUGAAGCAGGUGGGUUGUUGGGCCACGUGAUCAGCAGGAGCAAUCUGGUCUACUCAGGUCCCUAAGACCUUUGUCAUCAACUUUCCCCAUACUUGAUGUCAUAGAGAUUCGUACAGGAGGCAUGAUUGUGC
Molecule: messenger RNA, 1194 nt
Organism: Marchantia polymorpha subsp. ruderalis
Lineage: Eukaryota; Viridiplantae; Streptophyta; Marchantiopsida; Marchantiales; Marchantiaceae
Source: the annotation of a GenBank genome assembly